UUCGCCUGGGAGCGAGGGCGAUUACGGAGCCAGGCAGAUGGGAGCCCUUUGGGACAGGUUCAAGAGGCUUAAAUCGGAGAGACACGUGGGAGCAGGGAGCUAACGGCCUUUUAAUUACAGCCCUGCCAGAGCCAGCGGGGCUGAGGGAGAGCAGCUAUCGCCUGGCAGCCGUGCCAUGCCAUGGGCAACCAUGCCGUGCCGUGAGCAGCCGUGCCGUGCCGUGAGCAGCCGUGCCGUGCCAUGCCAUGCCAUGAGCAGCCGUGCCGUGCCGUGCCGUGAGCAGCCGUGCCGUGCCAUGCCGUGCCGUGAGCAGCCGUGCCAUGCCAUGCCAUGCCAUGGGCAACCAUGCCAUGCCGUGAGCAGCCGUGCCAUGCCGUGAGCAGCCGUGCCGUGCCGUGCCGUGCCGUGAGCAGCCGUGCUGUGCCAUGCCAUGCCACGGCGUAAGCUCACUGAGGAGCGAGUCAGCUGAGACUUGUGUUUCUCCUCCCACAGAGGAGAGGGGCUGCGAGUAGCGGCCACAUACUCUGCAGAUGUUCCCGAGCCCCUUCCCCAGCCCGAUGCCCUCCCUGGUGCCUCCCGCCGCCGGUUCUCUCCUCCCGGCAAAGCCUCCUGCCGGGAAAGGGGCCCGUGUGAGCACCGCAGCCGGUGUGUUUCGGCUGCAAGUGACAAUUGUGCUUUUGUUUUGCCUAGCAGGGAGGAGGGCAGGCGGGAAUUUGGCUGCCCAGAAAGCUGCCAGGAACUCUUUAUGCCACAAUUAAGCACCUGCUACAAGAGAGCAAAUAAGCCAAAUCAUGCGGCUGCAAACAAGCUUUACGGGUUCCUUCCCCGUGACCCACUCCAAGAAGAAGAAAGCUCAAAGCUGCAGCUCGGCUGCUCGCAGCUCCCGUUGCAGGGGAAUAAAUAGCUUUGCCGUGAAGCCGAUAGCUUCGCCGCCGGCUCGCGGUCCCGGUGUGGGCACGGAGGCAGUACCGGGAGCUGCCUAUGCCCGGCUCAAAAGCCAAAGGGCUUCCCCCUCCCCAAAUAAGCGACUCCAUCUCCUUCUGCUAUGGAGAGAGAGAUCCCUGUCCUGCGAGUUAGGUCCCAAUUAAUGGAUUCUGACAUGGAUUAUGAGAGGCCAAACGUAGAAACUAUCAAGUGCGUCGUGGUCGGGGACAACGCGGUGGGCAAGACCCGGCUCAUCUGUGCCCGUGCCUGCAACGCCACGCUGACCCAGUACCAGCUCCUCGCCACCCACGUGCCCACGGUGUGGGCCAUCGACCAGUACCGCGUCUGCCAGGAGGUGCUGGAGCGCUCCCGGGAUGUGGUAGACGACGUUAGUGUGUCCUUGCGGCUCUGGGACACCUUUGGUGACCACCACAAAGACAGACGCUUUGCCUAUGGCAGGUCCGACGUCGUGGUUUUGUGCUUCUCCAUCGCCAACCCCAACUCCCUGCACCAUGUGAAGACCAUGUGGUACCCAGAGAUCAAGCACUUCUGUCCCCGCGCGCCCGUCAUCCUGGUGGGCUGCCAGCUCGACCUGCGCUAUGCCGACCUGGAGGCCGUCAAUCGGGCACGGCGACCCUUGGCCAGGCCAAUCAAACCUAACGAGAUUCUUCCCCCAGAGAAGGGGAGGGAGGUGGCCAAGGAGCUGGGGAUCCCCUAUUACGAGACAAGCGUGGUGGCCCAGUUUGGCAUCAAGGACGUCUUUGACAAUGCCAUCCGUGCCGCCCUCAUCUCCCGCCGUCACUUGCAGUUCUGGAAAUCCCACCUCCGCAACGUGCAGCGGCCCCUGCUCCAAGCCCCCUUCCUGCCCCCCAAGCCCCCUCCGCCCAUCAUCAUCGUCCCGGAUCCCCCUUCCAACAACGAGGAGCGCCCAGCCCACCUCUUGGAGGACCCCCUGUGCGCGGACGUCAUCCUGGUGCUGCAAGAGAAGAUCAAAAUCUACGCACACAAGAUCUACCUCUCCACCUCCUCCUCCAAAUUUUACGACCUGUUCCUCAUGGACCUGAGCGAGGAGGACCAGCAGAGCGCUGCGGGGCACGGCUUCGGGGUGGCCGUCACCGCGACUGCCGAGCGGAUGCUGCACCAAGAGGAGAGGCACCACGGGCGGGAUUUCCUCCUCCGAGCCGCUAGCUUUGAUAUCUGUGAGAGCACCGAGGAGGCCGGAUCCGGCCAGCGCAAACCGUGCCUUAGAGCUUCCACCAGUGACGGGAUCCUGCGGGGCAACCGCUAUGAGAACGGGGAGCAUGGGCUGCGGCGGGGAAGGGACCUCUCCUCUUGGAGCCGGGCUUUCACCAGCAUCCAGGAGGAGAUGGCAGAAGACCCGCUGACCUACAAGUCCAAGCUCAUGGUGGUGGUGAAGAUGGAUGCUUCCAUCCAGCCGGGUCCUUUCCGGGCCGUGCUGAAGUACCUGUACACAGGGGAGCUGGAUGAAAAUGAGCGGGACCUCAUGCACAUUGCUCACAUCGCUGAGCUGCUGGAGGUGUUUGACCUCCGGAUGAUGGUGGCCAACAUCCUCAACAACGAGGCGUUCAUGAACCAGGAGAUCACCAAAGCCUUCCACGUCCGGAGGACCAACCGGGUGAAGGAAUGCCUGGCCAAGGGGACUUUCUCAGAUGUCACCUUCGUGCUGGAUGACGGUGCUAUCAGUGCCCACAAGCCCCUGCUCAUCUCCAGCUGCGACUGGAUGGCCGCGAUGUUCGGCGGCCCCUUUGUGGAGAGCUCCACCAACGAGGUGGCACUUCCUUACACCAGCAAGAGCUGCAUGCGGGCGGUGCUGGAGUACCUCUACACCGGGCAGUUCAGCUCCAGCCCCGACCUCGACGACAUGAAGCUCAUCAUCCUCGCCAACCGCCUCUGCCUGCCGCACCUGGUGGCUCUCACCGAGCAGUACACCGUCACCGGCCUGAUGGAGGCGGCGCAGAUGAUGGUGGACAUCGAUGGGGACGUGCUCGUGUUCCUGGAGCUGGCUCAGUUCCACUGCGCCUACCAGCUCGCCGACUGGUGCCUCCAUCACAUCUGCACCAACUACAACAACGUCUGCCGCAAGUUCCCCCGGGACAUGAAGGCCAUGUCGGGAGAGAACCAGGAGUACUUCGAGAAGCACCGCUGGCCGCCGGUGUGGUACCUGAAGGAGGAGGAUCACUACCAGCGGGCGAAGAAGGAGCGGGAGAAGGAAGACUACCUCCACCUCAAACGGCAGCCCAAGAGGCGAUGGCUCUUCUGGAACGCCUCCUCCUCCCCUUCCUCCUCUCCUUCAUCGUCGGCAGCCACAGCCUCCUCUUCUUCCUCCUCCUCCUCCUCCUCGGCUGUGGUUUGAAAGCCCAUCCUUGCCCUGGCUCCAGCAUCCCUGGGAGGAGACGGGGAGGAGGAGGAGGAGGAGGAAGGGUGGGAUGACCUGCCCCAGCGCCAGGCGUGGAGCGGAUGCCCCUGGCCGAAGCCCCAGAGCAGACGGUGGUAGCAGGGGCCCGUGCCCCCGGCACUCCUGGAGCCCUGCUCUCCCCGCGCCGUGGCUGCCAGCACGCUGCAGGACUGGCAGAGACUGAGCAGCAGGAGAAACUCAUGUUUACAGGAGCACGAGGGCUGUAUUGUGGUUUUAUUUUGGGGUUUGUUUUUUAUUUGACCAUCAGCAGCAUGAGGAAGAAGAAGAAAAAAAACCCCAUCCCGCUUCCACUUUACUUUGUAACCAGAAGCCGCGGGAUACGGUUGGUUUGUCUGAUGGCAUCUCGCCACCCUGGGAAGCCGGAGCCGCUGUGGGGGUCCCGCCGCCCCCUUCGACUUGCAGCAGGGUCAGGCAGGGUGCAGGGGACCCCGGUCCCCAAAUGCCUCCAGGCACUGCAGCAUCCCUCCUUCUACUCACAAGUGGGGUCUGUCCUAAUUUGGGGAGCGGGAGGGGACAGGAGCCCUCUCCUCCCUGCUUCUUAACUUUUCAUUUUCAUUUAAAAAGAAAACUUAAAGAAAAAAAAAAAAAGUCAAUCCCAAACCCACCCCCCAACCUGCCACACCAGAAACCAACCCCAGGCCCUUGGCUUGGGAUUUUAGCCUGGAAGGCUCCAUUGUAAUAAAUGGUAUUUUAAAAGCC
This is a messenger RNA of Grus americana (Whooping crane), 4060 nucleotides long. RefSeq names its product Rho related BTB domain containing 2 (gene RHOBTB2). Gene Ontology annotation, molecular function: protein binding; GTPase activity; GTP binding. Bases 1046 to 3298 code for a protein of 750 amino acids. The transcript is spliced from 10 exons. Gene Ontology annotation, biological process: small GTPase-mediated signal transduction. Lineage: Eukaryota; Metazoa; Chordata; Aves; Gruiformes; Gruidae. The record is from RefSeq and is a predicted model, not a curated record.